AUGAAGUACAGGACGGUGGUGAUGUACGUGGAGAUUGGCUGCUUCGUGUCCUGCUUAUGUGGCUGGAUUCUGGUCUCUUCAACUCUUCCCACAGAGUACUGGACUUUCUCAGAGGUGGGCACCGUAGUGCUGACCACCUCCAACUACUACUCCAACCUGUGGAUGGACUGCAUCUCAGACACCACGGGGGUGUCUGACUGCAAAUACUACCCCUCCAUGCUGGCCCUGCCUGUGUUCUUGCACGCCUGCAGAGCACUGGCGGUCUGUGCUGUCAUUACAGGCUUCUUCGGUGGCGUCCUCACACUCAUAGGGAUGAAAUGUACUAAAAUAGGCGGGACAGAGAUUGUCAAUUCAAGGGUGACAUUUUCUGGUGCUAUCACCUACCUGGCUUCAGGGGGCUGCGGCAUGAUCACCUACUCGUGGUGGGCUAACAGAAUCAUAACUGAAUUUAAUAAUCCAAAUUUCAGGUCACAGAAGUUUGAACUUGGAGCGGCAAUUUUUGUUGGCUGGGGAGGAUCCCUUCUUCUUAUUUGUGCAGGGGCAGUGCUGGCCUAUUUGUCUGGGAAAGAAAUCCUACCAUCAUGUUCCACCCAAAGGCCACAGAGACCAGUUUCCUACACCACUGCCCGUACCAGACGUACAUACAUGAUGCCGCCCCCAUCCUCCAGAGUGACAUUAGUGCCCCCACUGUAUAACAAAGGCAUGGAUGGCCGAACAACCAGAGCAACAAAUAAGACAGAUCCAACCUUGGGCAGAGACAGCUUCGUCUGA
Messenger RNA from Neolamprologus brichardi, 771 nucleotides. RefSeq names its product claudin 10d (gene cldn10d). The record is from RefSeq and is a predicted model, not a curated record. Gene Ontology annotation, molecular function: structural molecule activity. Lineage: Eukaryota; Metazoa; Chordata; Actinopteri; Cichliformes; Cichlidae. Gene Ontology annotation, cellular component: membrane; bicellular tight junction.